UUAAAAAUAAUUAAACCUUUUCCUGAUUCUAAUUAGUCAACAAAUGAGCUGUAUGUUGCUUCUUUACUAUUAUUAAAUAGCGGGACGUUUCUAUAAUAUAUCCCAAUUUAAUGCAGAAAAUAAAAUACAGAAAUCAUUGAUUUUGGUCAAAGGAAAGUGCAACAUUAGAGAUCAGAGCUCAGCUGCAGGCGUGUUGUGGCUAAAGACCAGAUAGCAUGCUACAAAGUUAGGGCUGUUAUGAUCUCAAUACCAAUAUUAGCAUAGCUGCUAAAAAAUGGUUUAGAAACAUUUUUGUGUCGCUUUAAGACAAAUUUUUUCAAAUAUUGAUGCCAACACAGUCUGCCAUAAUGAGUCCUAAAAGCUCUAAAAGAUAAACAUCCUAAUUAUUUUAUUAAUUUUAUUCAGUAUCAGAAACUGUCCACUGGCAGCCGCAUUAAAGCAUCUGAAGUUUUCUUUAUGAACCACUUAGGGACAGAAAACGUUGCUCUGACUUUUGACUUUGAACAGCGAAAGUUGAAUGAGAUUGAAAUCACCUAUCAGGGGAAAUUCCUGCAGGAAAUGAAAUCUAUAUUUCCAUAAAGCUUAACAGCAGAAGGAAGCGUUUUCUCCUGAGUUCAGGUGUUUCUCAGGGUUCAGGGGCCAUUUAACCAUGACGGCUCCAGGCUCAGUCCACACUGACCUUUGAACUGUCUUAGCUUUGGUGGGAGUCCCUGUUGCUUCUUCCUUCCUUCCUUCCACUCAACUUUCCAGUCUGUGGAGCCAUUUUCCUGAGCACUGACCCUUUGAGGUUUACUUCCUUUGUGGAUGGAGUCAUGACCGUCAGUUGGACCGCUGUCCUGACCUGGUUCUGUUGGAUUUUUCUGGGUCUGAACUUGGAAAUUCCCCCUUAGGUCCAGAGAACCAGUGACUAGUGCAGUGUGUUGAGAUAUCAGCUCUUCCAAAGGUCAUCAGAGCCCAACGCCGGCGGCACUCUGAGCGCCAUGUCGAGCCGAGGAGGAAAGAAAAAGACGACCAAGACGUCCCGGUCCACCAAGGCCGGCGUCAUCUUCCCUGUGGGGCGCAUGCUGCGCUACAUCAAGAGGGGGCUGCCGAAAUAUCGCAUCGGCGUGGGAGCGCCGGUCUACCUGGCCGCCGUCCUCGAGUACCUGACCGCUGAGAUCUUGGAGCUGGCUGGCAAUGCAGCGAGAGACAACAAAAAGGGCCGAGUGACGCCGCGGCACAUCCUGCUGGCCAUCGCCAACGACGAGGAGCUCAACCAGUUGCUGAAAGGCGUGACCAUCGCAGCAGGCGGCGUUUUGCCCAACAUCCACCCGGAGCUGCUGGCUAAGAAGCGAGGCGCCAAGGGGAAGCUGGAGACGCCGGUGUCGCCGGCGCCGGAGAAGAAACCCAAGACGGUGAAGAAGACUGCAGCGAAGAAACUGGGUGGGAAAAAGGCUGGAGGGAAAACCAAGAGAGGCGAGGUGAGCAAGUCGGCGUCGGCAGACAGCACAACGGAGGGAUCUCUGGCCGACAGCUUCACCGUUCUCUCCACCAAGAGUCUCUUCCUGGGUCAAAAGCUCAACCUCAUCCACAGCGAGGUCAGUAACUUGGCUGGCUUUGACGUGGACGGGGUCAUCAACCCCACCAACGCCGACCUUGAGCUGAAAGAUGACCUAGGCUCUGCUCUGGAGAAGAAAGGAGGGAAGGAUUUCACCGAGGCGCUGCAGGAGCUGAAGAAGAAGAACGGCCCCCUGGAGGUGGCUGGAGCCCUUCUGACCGGUGGAUUCGGUCUGCCCGCCAAGUACGUGAUCCACUGCAACAGUCCAGGCUGGGGCUCCGAGAAAUGCGAGGAGAUGCUGGAGAAGACGGUGAAGAACUGCCUGGCGCUGGCAGACGAGAAGAAACUCAAGUCUGUGGCCUUCCCCUCCAUCGGCAGCGGACGGAACGGUUUCCCCAAGCAGACGGCGGCCCAGCUGAUCCUCAAGGCCAUCUCCAGCUACUUCGUGGCCACCAUGUCUUCCACCAUCAAGACGGUCUACUUCGUUCUGUUCGACAGCGAGAGCAUCGGCAUCUACGUCCAGGAAAUGGCCAAACUGGAAACCAGUUAGAGGACUGGCCGCUCGCUCUGCUCGUCCCUCUGCUUUCUGUUUUCUGUUGGAGAGAGAAAAUGAAGAAAAUCACAAGAAGAAGAAGUAGAAGUGUAAAGGCCGGGAACUUGGUUUUUGCAUCAUGUUUGUAUGUUUACUCUAUAGUUUUAUUCCUUAUUUUCUCGUCACCUCUGGUGUUUAACUGUAAUGUAGCUUUUUCUUUCUAAGAUCUUUUUACUCAGACAGUGCAGCACAAAACGAAUCCAACAAUUCCCAUUUAGUUUUCAGAAUAUAUAUAUAAAUCCAGUAAAAUGGGAGCGGUGCUGCGCCGCGCCGCGCCGCGCGGGCGGUUUGGACGAUACGGGUCGGUGCAUGAGGCAGUAAAAACGGCUCUUCCUGUUGAGCUCGGUUCACUUUAACUGUGUCGUAGUUUUGGGUUUGGAGCGUCUGUCGUACUGUAAAAAGAAAACGGUAAAGAUUUGUUCCGUCUUUAGGAGACUCCAGUAUCGUGUUCUAGAACCAGUUCUUGUGUUGUGUGUUGCUAAUUUCACUUUUCUUGCCUUUUGUUUAGACAGGCAAAGUAUUUUCUCUGUGCACUGCAAAAACGUAGAAAGUUGUUCCAAGCAGCGUAAAUUCAUCCGUUUCUGGCUGAAAACUGGAGGUUUUUGCAGAACGCCUUUUGUUUCUCUUCGUGUUCCUAUAAGUGUUCAUAUAGAUAGGAGUGUUUGUGAAACAUUAUGGACAAAUAUUAAACUGUAACAGAAUUUUAUUUGUUUUAAUUUCCCGUGAUUAUAAAAUGGCACAAAGAGUUGGAAGAAAAAAAGUCGUGUAAGAUUGUUUUGUGUGUGUGUUCCUCUUUUUGUUGUUUUUGUUAAGCCAUAAAAGAUAUUACUGCUGGAACCGGAGGCUGUUGCUGUUGGCUCGGCCGCCGCCAGGGGGCGCUCUGUCCCCAGACAUGGGGCCGGUCUUGUCAGCCAUGUUUGUUUUCCUCAGCAGCGCAGAUGGAUCAGAUUUGAGCGGAUUGGGAACGAAGGACGUCAGACGUGCAGGUCUGCAUUUGGACUUUUCAGCAGCUUGACUUUCUUAUGAGAAGAUAAAAAUUGUUAAACGCUUUCUAAAGAAUUGCUACAGUCUGAUUAUACAAAAAGAUUUAAAAGGUCUGUAUUCACUCCAGUAAUAAAAACCCUUUAAAAACGUCA
Molecule: messenger RNA, 3265 nt
Organism: Xiphophorus couchianus (Monterrey platyfish)
Lineage: Eukaryota; Metazoa; Chordata; Actinopteri; Cyprinodontiformes; Poeciliidae
Gene: macroh2a1
Product: macroH2A.1 histone
Exons: 9
Coding region: 981-2087 (368 amino acids)
Cellular component (GO): nucleosome
Molecular function (GO): protein heterodimerization activity; DNA binding; structural constituent of chromatin
Source: RefSeq, a predicted model, not a curated record